AAUCACAAUGUAAAUAUCGUUCCUAUCAUAAAAUUAAGCGUGAAAUUUUUUAUUGAGUUCGGUUAUUAGUAGACUGUCAGUUUGUUCAACUAAUCGUUAUGCACGACUCAAACGAUUGCUUUCUAAACUCCUUCAAAACUUAAAUCGCUUGUACAUAGUCUAUUAUAAUGAGUAUUAAUUAUUUUUCGUAAACAUGGUUUACAGUUCUUAUUUUUAAACUUCAAACCCUCUACAGUGCACUUCGUUCAAUUACUUAUAGUAUUGUUACCCAAGCAGUCGAUCAAUUAGUGAUAAUAUUGGUCUCGAUGGUCGUGUUAUGUACUGACCAAGAAUAUUUGUUUUACUAACAUAUUUUUAAUUCAAAAUUAUCUAGUCACACUGGAUUGACAUGGCUGUUCAACAAAAGUAUCGACGAGAAGAAGUGAGCGAAGUUAGUUGUUGUUUAAAGUAUAUCAUAUUCAGCUUCAAUGUGUUAUUUUGGAUGUUUGGUUUAUCAGUGAUGGCAGUAGGUGUAUGGGCAUGGACGGAAAAAAAUGCAUUUAACAAUCUAAGUAAACUCACCCAUUUAGCGCUUGAUCCAGCUUUUGCUUUAAUUUUAAUUGGUGGAAUUACUUUUAUCAUCGGUUUCACUGGCUGCAUUGGAGCGUUACGAGAAAAUACUUGUUUAUUAGGAAGUUAUGCUGUUUUAUUGGCAGUAAUUUUGGUACUAGAACUAACAGCAGGAGUAUUAACAUUUGUUUUUAAAGACUCAAUUAAAUCUCAAGCCACAGAAGGACUUCAAACAUUUAUUGUACAUUAUAGAGAAGAUCCCGAUCAGCAGAACCUUAUAGAUUGGAUUCAAGAGGAUUGGUUGCAAUGUUGCGGAAUCAAAGGUCCCGAGGAUUGGGAUUUAAAUAACUAUUUUAACUGUUCUUCACAAAUGGUUGGUAGCCGAGAAGCAUGUGGAGUACCUUUCUCUUGUUGCAAACGUAAAGUAAAUGAAAUAGUUGAAAACAAACAGUGUGGGUAUGAUGUCAGAAAAGAAGGCUUUUACGCUGAGAAAUGGACAAGCUUAAAUUUACCUACACAAAUGGGUGAAAGAAAUAUAUAUGAAAGAGGUUGCAUGCGAGCUGCUGAGGAAUGGGUUGAGGAUAAUUUUAUUGGUGUCUUAACAACAGUUAUGACUGUCACCAUAUUACAGACCGACGAUGUCGGAAAACGAAUGGACCUCAUCAUAAAUGAAAAAGGAUGUUUACAAUCUGGAGAGGAAUGGUUAGAAAGAAACAUGCUUUUUAUAGCCACAGUGAGUCUUAUAUCAGCUUUUUGUAAAAUUUUAGGCAUUUGCUUUGCUCAGAAUCUACGUGCAGAUAUUUUUGCCCAAAAAGGCAAGUGGCAUUAGAUGGAGACAAGACAUUAACAAGAUUUUAAAAAUAUAUACUUUUUGUAAUAGGUUUUUAACUUAUUCAAUAUUUUUUCGUAACUGGUAAUUAAUUUAAAAGUAUAUUGUUGCACAACUCUUUAGCGUGAUCGAACAUGCUUUUAUUAAUGUAUUUAGUUUCUUUUAACUUAGCUACUUUUAAUUUUCAAAACAAUUAUUCAUAUGUGACUCGUAUAACAAAUCUCCUACUAACCCCAAUAGUAGAUCAUAUAUUUUUUGGAGAUUCCUAAUAAUAAUUUAUUUCAUAUUUGAAGUUUAACUUUGUAUUGUAAUGAAACAUGUUUAUUCACUUAACUAAUUGAAUUUAAGUAUAUUAACCUUAAAAUUGAAUAUACUAAUACUUCUAACUUUAAUUUCUUUAGUGUGUACAAGUCCUAGCCAUUUUUCAACAUGUCCUGAUUAUUUUAUUUCUGUAAUGCGUUUUAUGACGACUCAAAUUUACCAAUUUUUUUUUCAUAGUCUUCUUUUUUUACCAACAUAGAUCUCUUUUAGAAAAAAUUGAUAUCUUUAUUUAUUUUUUUAAUUUUGCUCAAUAUCACUAGAGUAUUAUUAGUCAAUGGUUUGUUAAUUAUAUUUGAUUGUGCCAAAUAAAUUACAGUAUUCAUAUGCAACUUAUUCUCAAUGUAUUGUUGUAAGUUCCUACUAGUUCUACUUACAUAAACUGAAAGUGAAAAUAAUAUGCUUAUAACUCCAUAGAUAUUGUAUAUUAAAAGUAUAAUUCUAACUCUACUAACAAAUUCAAAU
Sipha flava (yellow sugarcane aphid) is the source of this 2161-nucleotide messenger RNA. RefSeq names its product tetraspanin-5 (gene Tsp26A). Gene Ontology annotation, biological process: protein maturation; protein localization to plasma membrane. Gene Ontology annotation, cellular component: membrane. Bases 389 to 1378 code for a protein of 329 amino acids. The record is from RefSeq and is a predicted model, not a curated record. NCBI's taxonomy places the organism in Eukaryota, Metazoa, Arthropoda, Insecta, Hemiptera, Aphididae. The transcript is spliced from 10 exons.